Molecule: messenger RNA, 1875 nt
Organism: Engraulis encrasicolus (European anchovy)
Lineage: Eukaryota; Metazoa; Chordata; Actinopteri; Clupeiformes; Engraulidae
Gene: dram2a
Product: DNA damage-regulated autophagy modulator protein 2
Exons: 7
Coding region: 264-1082 (272 amino acids)
Biological process (GO): regulation of autophagy; photoreceptor cell maintenance
Cellular component (GO): lysosome
Source: RefSeq, a predicted model, not a curated record
AAGCUUGGAUGUGACUCUUGAUCUCGAGAACCUCUUUACGCUGGCCGCAUUGUGUGUUGGUCUGUAUGGGUGUGUACGUGACUGCCUGUGUUCAUGUCGCCUCACGUCUCAGCUCAGAUGUUGUAUGAGGUUUAAGUUAAAGUAACAUCUUCAAAGAUGUGCUUGCAUUAUAUUCGUAGCUGUUUAGAGUAGUCGGGCGUUGGUGCUGAGGCAGUUGGAUGUGUGCGUGCGUGUGGAUGUGGAUGUGAGCGUGUGGAGGGGUGAUGUGGUGGUUUCAGCAGGGGUUCUGCUGGCUGCCUGCGGUGCUGGUAGUCUGGUCCACCACCACCUUCGUGCUGUCCUACUGCAUCGCUGUGCUGCUGGGUCACACCGAACCCAUACUGCCGUAUAUCAGUGACACGGGCACCCAAGUCCCAGAGCGCUGUGUGUAUGGCUUCAUGCUCUGCAUCACCUCAUUCUUAGGUGCAGCCACAGUCUAUGUGCGGUACAAGCAAGUCCAGACGUUGACCUCCCCCAGUGAGCAUCUCCUACACCUCCUGAAUGCCCUCGGCGUCUUACUGGGCAUGCUCAGUUGCCUGGGCAUGUGUGUCAUUGCCAACUUCCAGAAAACAGACGUGAUAGGCGUGCACCUGUUUGGAGCAGGGUUGACCUUCGCAGCCGGGUCACUCUACAUCCUGGUGCAGACGGGCGUGUCGUACCGCAUGCAGCCCCGUUUCCAUGGGAAGGGCAUCCUGUUUGGCCGCACGCUGGUGGGGCUGUGGUCCCUCAUCAGCAUCCUCACUUUGUUCGUGUCGUCUGUCAUCAUGUACGAUGAGGAGCCUGAGGUGUUCACAGCCGCCAAGGUGCGCUGGACAGCUACAGAAUCGGGCUACAUAGCUCAUCUGGUGAGCGCUGCAGCUGAGUGGUCCCUGGCCUUCUCCUUCAUCGCCUUCUUCCUCACCUACAUACGGGACUUCCAGAAACUGCGCCUUCGAGUCCAGGCCAUCCUGCAGUGUAACCACCUCUACAACUACGCCCACUAUGACGGCCGGGUGCACGUUCACCGUGGAGAGCGAUCGCCUCUUCUGGCAGGUAGCAUAUAAGCUUCAGAUCCUGACAAGUCUCCCCCUGCUGUUGCGGAGUAGGAACAGCUGUUUUGACCUGGAAUCUUGUGUGUCAUUUUCCUGGAUCCUACAGCACUACUGUGUGUUUACACUUGACACAUAUUAGUAGACAUUCCUUUCAUGAAUGAAUGCUUUCACCUUGUCGUGAAAGAACCUUCUUGAAAUGUGGCUGACUUACUGUGUAGAGUUAUGUGCCCUGAGGGCCUAAGAAACCUACAAGAGAACUACAAGGUUAUUCUUCUGAGGCCAACAAAGCGCACAUAAACACAUGAAGGUGGGGCACUAAGGUUACUUAGUUAAGCUCCAGUGUUUUGUAUUAGUAAAAAAAUAGUGUCAUAUGUAUAGUAUAGCUGCUGUAGUCUGUAUAAUUAUUUUAGGCUGUGCAUAUCUAGCUUUUCUACAUUCUUGUACCUUCAUAUUAUUAUGCUCUGAAAUGCAUUUCAGUUGCAGAUAUAGUAGGCCUUAUAUACCUUUUCUUUUUUGAGGUUUUAUGCCUUUAUUUAGGAUAGUGUGACAGGAAAUGAGUAUGGGGGAGAGAGAGGGAAGGAUUGGGAAAAGACCUCAGGUCUGAAUCGAACCCGGGUCCCCUUUGUAUAUCUUUUCCAAAUUUGUUUUGAUCUGAAAUACUUUUCAGUCACACAUCUGUUGUUGCUAUUCUUUGAUGCUUUAUAAGCGAUGCUGGCCUGAGGACAUUCUGAGAGAAAGGAGAACUAAAGCAGAACAUUGAUGAAAUGUUUUCUUUCCAAGCCUGAUGCCAUACUUACAAAACAAU